GCUAGACAGAAAAGUUCUCCAAGUCCCCACCUGACCCAGAAGCCCAGUUGGCUUCACCUCUCAGUGUCUCAUUGGCCAGAGAAAGUCGUGUGGCCAGGCCUGCCCCUGCCUGUAGGAAGCUGAUGGAUAUCACUGGACCCAAUGCAGACUGUUCCUUGAAGGGCAGGGGGAGUGAAUGAAAGCAGCCAUACUGUCUGCUGCAGUGAACCUGGAUUAGAGAGGUGGAAGAAGUUGGAACAUAGUGUACUGAAUGUGAAAAUUUUAGGUUGGGUCGAUAUCAGCUCUUAGAACUUGUGCCUGUUGAAGCCUUCUUAUUUUACAAUAAUACUCUUUUUGAUUGAAGCUAUCCUGGAAACCACUGUGGAUAUUUCUGCUAAUAGUCGUCCUCUGGCCAGAGGUUUUCAUAUUUGGGAGCAGGGGUGACUAUAAGCUCCCUGAUGUCGCCUGUACAUACACGUAGGAUCACCCUAAGGGCCUUAGCCUGCCAGAUGGAUGCUGGUGACCAGCCGAGCCCCAUCUUCCUCAUGUCCAAAUGAGUCCUCCUUUUGUCAGGUGUUAGUUCAGGAACUAAACUUAAUAAUAAAUGUGGCUGCUUUGGUGUAAUCAUAAAAUGAGGAAUAUGCCAAAGUCAAAUUCCUCUGGAGGCAUGCCAAAAAUUAAGGCUGGAAGUUGAGUCUGGGCCAGAUUGUAGAGCCUUUGAUGACUGGUUCCAGCACCUUUGGCUUCAGUUUCUUCUGUGGGGUUAGGAGUCAGAGAGCUGGGUGCCCAGGAACAAUCAGCCUGGGCCUAGAGACUGGACAGCAGUGGGGAAGAGACACCAGACAGCGACCUCCUGAUACGCCUGUUACGGAUGGUGGCCUCAGGUCCACAUUUGCAUGGGCUCACCCCUCUUCCUUUUUUCUGCUCCAAAGUCUGUGCCUCCAUUGGGAGCACACACAGUUAUCACCCUCUCUGAGAAGCCCUUUCUGACUCACGUUACAGGUGCUUGCUUUCUGCCACCGUGGACUACUCGAUGACUCCUCCUCUUCCUCAACACCCAGGGCGACUUUUCCCUACCGUCUUUCUGUGUCUGUGGACAUCACCUCUCUCGGCCCCUAGGUGGCCGGGGUCCUGACCAGCCCUGGGCAGCGGCCUCUCUGGGGAGAGCCCAGUGCCCUCCCUGCUGCGUCCUUCAUCUUCCUCCUCGUCAUCUCCAAGCCGAGCCUCCUUUCUCUGGAACCACGUGUGGGAGAUGCAGUUCCGGGACACAGGAGUGAAUACCCACUCACCUUAACUCAUUUUUUUUUCCUCUUGUUGUCCUGUAGCCAGCUGCUGAAUUCCUCACCGUGCACCUUCACCCUUCUCUCAUUUUCUGUUCAGCCAGCUCUCUUGACCCUGGUCCUUCUUGCUCGAAAUCAUGUCUUUUUUUUUUUUUUUUUUUAAACAAUACACUGUGUCAGAGGAAUCCUUGAGUUUUACAACUGGAAGUGACUUUAGAGGUUAGCUGAUUCAGCUUCUCUCCCUUCCCAGGUGAGGAGCGGGACAGCCACAGCUGUGUGGAGACUUGUCUACCCUGCAGCUGCCAGCUGUUUAGGGAUGGAUGCCCCUCUUUGGUACUGAGUGGCCACAUCCAUGUUUGUCUGGGAUGGUCUUGCUUUGUGUCCCUGUUCCCAGGUGAAUUUCUGACAAUGUUCCCUUUUUCUCUCAGCAGAGAUCUGGAUGGCUGGUGAACUGUGUGAGUGUCCUGCGUGGACUGCCAUCGUCCUGUGGUUUUAGACCUUAUGGUGUCUUCUGUGCUGUCCUUGUGUUAAAACCCCCCCUUUUUUUCCCCGUCAAGUUUGUUGUCAAAUUGUAUCUCAUGUAAGAUGAUAGCCAAGACCGGCUAGUGUUAUUAAAAACAAAAACCAUUCCAAGUGAAAACAGCUAAGUCUUCAUUAGUAUCUCUUGGUAUUGGCUGGGUUAUCGAUGGAUUCUUUUGUCUGUGAAGAUAAUUUUAACUCUCUCUAUGGAUUAUGUAAUUCUAGGUUUUUCCCUAAACUGAGGAAUAGGAUGUAUAUGCUUGUGAGAAAAACUGGUUUGAGAGUUCCUCAUGGGUGUUGAGUGUUACAGUCACUCAGGACAUUGUUACUAGUGGACUGCCUGUGCCCUUCCUUGAAUUUAGCGAUGCUUUAUAAGAAAAAUUGCUGUGAUACUUUAGGAAGAUUAUAGCAGUCCUUUCUUUGAUUCAAGGGGAAUGGCAUACUGUUGAUCAAAGUUCAUUCCCACAGGUUGCAGGCCUAAGGGUGCUCCAUUUUCAGUCUGUAGAAGUGGAGGGAGUCUGGAGGAUCCCACAGUGGGUGCCCAGGACCUAGACGAGAACUGUGCGUGGGUGGCCUGUGUAUUGCUGCCUCCACAGUGCACCCGAGUCAGAGUGCACCUGGGGGGCCUGCUGCAGACCUGGUGGCCAAGGUGCCCCUUCCACAUGGGAGAGGCAGGACCCCCUGCUCUGAGUCUGAGACUUACAUUUCUUUCCCUCCAGUUGCUGGUAGGCCCAGGCUACGCAGCCAGGGUCUUCGGAGGAAGGGUGUUGGCGGUGUGUUGGGUCAGCACCCCUUCCUGCUGCUCUGAGGUCUGUGUGGUUUCUGUCUGCCCUGCAUGAGUCCCCUUGGCCAGGCCUGCUGUCGAGGCUUGUGUUCCUGACACUCCCCUUCACGGGCAGUGCUGUUUGAUUUUGCGAUUAUGCAUUGCCCAUACUGUAUUAAAAAUGGCCUUAAGCUGGUCAUGAUUACCACUAGAGGUUAUAGUGUGAAAUGGUGCUAGGCUGUUCAUUGUUGUGUAGACAGUGUGGGGAGUGACAGUUCUGCAUCCGUGACCUGAGAAUUUAGGGGAGGGAGAGGCAGGACAGUCAGGGUGCUAGCACAGCUCCCCGGAAUCCCGAGCGAGCCCCCAGAGCAGGCCGGGAAGGCUGUCCUCUUUCAUGUUGGUGUCUGUAAUCCUGCUGUGAGUCUUGGGGUAGUGAGGACGGUUCGGGCUCCCAUGACUGAAGGGUGAAGUCGGUCAUUCAGUGUGUGCUAGGGCAAGAGUUUGUGGUAGAAGCAACUGCUUCAAGACUGUGGUUUCUGGAUGGAGUCAGGUGGUCUCCCAGGGGUGUGAGUUGGAGUCUUGUUGAUGGAGCUCUGUGGAAGGAUGGCGCCUGUUUGACAUUGAAAGCUGUAGAGCUGUAGAAGUCAUCCCGUGUGCUGUGUUUGCAGUGCAUGGGUGUGCAGACAUGUGGCCCAUUCUUGCACAGUGGAACUGGGAGGUAUGUGGGUUCAGGAAAGAGCACUGGAUUAGGAAUGAGGAGUCUCCUGGGACCGUGGAUGAGCUACUGCACCACUGUGGCCUUGGCUCAUCCGUGCCUGAUCCCUGUCUGCAGAGGGAGCUGCCAUGGUGUUGGAGCCAUCUUUUUGUCUGAGAAAUGUCGGUAGCUGGAAGAAAAGCCUUAGCAGCUCCCCAUACCUUCUGUUGCUUCCUCCCUUGCCUAGAACACCCUCCCCUCACCUGGCCACAUCCUGUGUCCCUUUCCAGACUUGACUCUGCCUGCACUGCCUCUGCCCUGCGGCCCCAUUCCCUCUCUGCAUUCCCACUGAGCUGGAAGACCACAGCCUCCUACAGCUGCUUUCUAGCCUGAAAGUCCAACUUUUUCAAAAAACUUAUUUUGUGUUUUUGAAUAUGCUGACAUAUUUUAACCUGGGUGAUAUUAAUCAUGAAGUUAUGCCCCUAAAUCUUUCAAAAUGACCUUUCCAAAAAUAACUCCAUGUUCCCACAUAGCCAAAAUUGUAAUGUCUGUCAUACAUGACAAGGUUAGUAAUGAUGUCUCAACACCAUCUGAUAUGUAGUCUGUGUUUACGUUUCCCCAGGUGCUCCCAAAUACACUUUGUAGAUGGUUUAUCCAAAACGGUCCAGUGCAGGGCCCCUCAUGGCAUGUGGAGUCUCUUAAUCCAGAACAGUCUUGUUUUCCGUGGCCCAGAAUUGUGCACAGACUUAAUGUCUGGCUUUUAUAGCUGCCCAGGAACUGCUUGUUCAGUGAAGGCACAGAAAAGACAAUGGGGAUGAGACACUGAAGACAUUUUUUUCUUCUUUGGUUCAGGGGGGAUUUCCCUCAGUCUUAAAUACGUUCAAUUAAAAAACUAUGCCCUUGGUCCUCCUCCGUGCCAUUGUCUUCUGGACGUACAAUGUGAUCCCCAGGCUUGUCGGCUCCUUCCAGUGUCUCCCCAGUGUUUGUCGAAAUCCCCCUCAUCCCGCUUGUCCCUGUGGCUGAGGUUCUCCGACCUACGAUUGCAGAAAUCUUCCUCAGAUAGUUUCUCUGUGUCUCACUAUUUUCUUCUGUGGUCUGUAUAGUUUAGUACCUUGUAGCCGUUCCAUUUUAUGCCCAAAUUGCUUUAUAUGUGGCCUGUGUAUUUCAUAGAAGGCAAGAUAAUUUUCCUAAACAGUGCCAGCUACACUUCAGCUUCCUAAGAAGCGAUUUCUGCAAAGCAUUGCAAGAGAAAUGAGGUCCAACAAACAUAGUCUGCGAGAAUAGAGUUGAGGAAGUCGUUGUACUUGGGGGCUUCGUUUUUACCUCUAAAUGAGAGGGUUGACUUGUAAGUAAUGUAGAUGAUUCUUCUCUCUGUUCGGUGGGCUUUUUCUUGUGGUUAUUUUGAAUUUUUUAAAAGUGAGAGUUUUCCUUGGCAGAAUGCAGUUCAUCUAUAGGUCUGUUUUGAUAAGUGAGAUUUGGUGUGCCCUUUUCUUUUUGAAGGCGUGGGGCAUUCCAGUUGCUGCUUCCUGUCCUCAAGCGUGUUCCCCUUUCCCUGGUGAAGAUGAGCAGUCUGAGGGGCCCAGUGCAGGGCUGUAGCAAGCAGGUGGUCAGGGAGGCUCUGCUCCAUAGACCCAGCCCUCUUCCUUCUUGUGGCGCUGCUGCCUCCUUCCCACAGCGUGCUGCCUUGUGUUGUACCAUUUAGUGUUAGACCGUGGGAACUCCCCUCCCCACUCCCCUUUUAAGAAGGUAUUUUUCUAUCCUUGUUUGAAUACUCUGGGCUUCUUUUAUCCCUGAUUCGGUGUUGUAUUUCAUUAUGUAAUUUCUACUGAGAGUAAAAUAUCAAAAAUAAACUAAGUAAUUUUAAUGUUAAUUUUCUGGUGGAAAACUGGUAGGAUGAUUUCGUUUUGGGAAUAUGGGAUCAUUCUACUGCACAUUUAAUUCACUUAAAUGUAAAAGUAAGUGUGAGUGUUUGAAAUAGGUUUUUCCAAAUGGAUAGAUCCUAAUGCGUAUUUUGGGGCGAAGUGUAUCUGUGCAGCCACCCUCUUCCCCAGCAUGGUGCCUGUGCGGGGUGGUCCAGGUGGCAGGAAGCGUGCCUGUGCAGCCACCCUCUUCCCCAGCAUGGUGCCUGUGCGGGGUGGUCCAGGUGGCAGGAAGCGUGCCUGUGCAGCCACCCUCUUCCCCAGCUUGGUGCCUGUGCGGGGUGGUCCAGUGGCAGGAAGCAUGCCUGUGCCGGUGUCGAGCCUGCUGCUGGGCGGGAUUCCUAAUGACCCUCCUUACCUCACUGCGAACGCCUCUCACCCUGGGCUGUGUGUUGGAGUCACUUGAAGAGGGUUGGCAUUUUGAUUUUGAGUCUCUCCAGAACACUGCUGGAGUAUCCUGCCCUUUCACAGCCCCCAGGAGGUCUUAACGUGCAGCUCCUGCUGAGAAUUGCAGCUCCUGAGGCUGAGGCUUCCAAAAGGAGGCCUGGAGACAAUGGAAUAUGGUUUGUACUUCCUUCCGUCCUGCUGCUCCUCGCCUUGCCAAGAGCGGAAAUACUGCUAAAGCACCCAGCAAGUCGUGGUGGGGAAUGAAUGAAUCCUGUCUAAGACACUUGCCUUAAUAACCCUAGGGGAACAAUUUAGUGUGUUAUAUGUCAUGAUAAUUCUUAUAUACACACUGAUUUACUUUUUGCAGAGAUAUUUCUACAAAAGUUCUGAGACUUCCCUCUUAUUCCCAUAGUACAAAAUUUCUCUGUACUCAGAUUUUUCUGUUUCUGUUUUUUGUUGAAUAGAUUUCUAUUUUAGGAAAUAGUCUGUUAUCUUUCUCCAGAGAAGCACUUCAAUCGAAACAUUCUAUUGGCUGAGAAUGUGCAUUUUCCCCCUCUCAGGGGUAAGGAUUUGCCUCAUCUCAUUGUCUAGCUUCCUGUUGAGAAGUGUGGUGUGUGUAUUCACUUAAGCGCUGAUGUCAUAUUGAAGCCCAUUGGUGGGCAAUUUCAGCCAAUCAGAUGCUUCCUGGUGUCCAAGUAAGAAAGAUAUAUAGUUCUGGAAUAACAGGAAACUUCACGUUUUUCACAUCCUGUUAUUCUGGGUUUUGUGACUUGCUGCCUUGCCACUAUGAAGACGUUUGAUGCAAAUGAUUUGUAUCAGGGGCAGAAUUUUAACAAGGUCCUCAGUUCCUUAGUGACUCUAAAUAAAGUAACAGCAGACAUCGGGCUGGGGAGUGACUCCGUGUGUGCCCGGCCCUCGUCUCACCGCAUAAAGUCUUUUGACUCCCUUGGAUCACAGUCUUUGCACACUCGGACUUCAAAACUGUUCCAGGGCCAGUAUCGGAGUUUGGACAUGACCGAUAAUAGCAACAAUCAACUGGUAGUAAGAGCAAAGUUUAACUUCCAGCAGACCAAUGAGGACGAGCUUUCCUUCUCAAAAGGAGACGUCAUCCAUGUCACCCGUGUGGAAGAGGGAGGCUGGUGGGAGGGCACACUCAACGGCCGGACCGGCUGGUUCCCCAGCAACUACGUGCGCGAGGUCAAGGCCAGCGAGAAGCCUGUGUCUCCCAAAUCAGGAACACUGAAGAGCCCUCCCAAAGGAUUUGAUACGACCGCCAUAAACAAAAGCUAUUACAAUGUGGUGCUACAGAAUAUUUUAGAAACAGAAAAUGAAUAUUCUAAAGAACUUCAGACUGUGCUUUCAACCUACCUACGGCCAUUGCAGACCAGUGAGAAGUUAAGUUCAGCAAACAUUUCAUAUUUAAUGGGAAAUCUAGAAGAAAUAUGUUCUUUCCAGCAAAUGCUCGUACAGUCUUUAGAAGAAUGCACCAAGUUGCCCGAAGCUCAGCAGAGAGUCGGAGGCUGCUUUUUAAACCUGAUGCCGCAGAUGAAAACCCUGUACCUCACGUAUUGUGCCAAUCACCCUUCUGCAGUGAAUGUCCUCACGGAACACAGUGAGGAGUUGGGGGAGUUCAUGGAGACCAAAGGUGCCAGCAGCCCUGGGAUUCUCGUGCUGACCACGGGCCUGAGCAAACCCUUCAUGCGCCUGGAUAAAUACCCUACGCUGCUCAAAGAGCUCGAGAGACACAUGGAGGAUUAUCAUACAGAUAGACAAGAUAUUCAAAAAUCUAUGGCUGCCUUCAAAAACCUUUCAGCCCAAUGUCAAGAAGUCCGGAAAAGGAAAGAACUUGAGCUGCAGAUCCUGACGGAAGCCAUCCGGAACUGGGAGGGCGAUGACAUUAAAACUCUGGGCAACGUCACUUACAUGUCCCAGGUCCUGAUCCAGUGUGCUGGAAGCGAGGAAAAGAAUGAAAGAUAUCUUCUGCUCUUCCCAAAUGUUUUGCUAAUGUUGUCUGCCAGUCCUAGGAUGAGUGGCUUUAUCUAUCAGGGAAAGCUUCCAACGACAGGAAUGACAAUCACAAAGCUUGAGGACAGUGAAAACCAUAGAAAUGCAUUUGAAAUAUCAGGGAGCAUGAUCGAGCGGAUAUUAGUGUCAUGCAACAACCAGCAGGAUCUGCAGGAAUGGGUGGACCACCUACAGAAGCAGACGAAGGUCACAUCUGUGGGAAACCCCACCAUAAAGCCUCAUUCGGUGCCGUCUCAUACCCUGCCCUCCCACCCGGUCACUCCGUCCAGCAAGCACGCAGACAGCAAGCCCGCGCCGCUGACGCCCGCCUACCACACGCUCCCCCACCCCUCCCACCACGGCACCCCGCACACCACCAUCAACUGGGGACCCCUGGAGCCUCCGAAAACACCCAAGCCCUGGAGCCUGAGCUGCCUGCGGCCCGCGCCUCCCCUCCGGCCCUCAGCUGCCCUCUGCUACAAGGAGGAUCUUAGUAAGAGUCCCAAGACCAUGAAAAAGCUGCUGCCCAAGCGCAAACCUGAACGGAAGCCUUCCGAUGAGGAGUUCGCGUCCCGGAAAAGCACAGCUGCUUUGGAAGAAGACGCUCAGAUUCUGAAAGUCAUCGAAGCUUACUGCACCAGCGCCAAAACAAGGCAAACACUCAAUUCAACAUGGCAAGGCACUGACCUGAUGCAUAAUCACGUCUUGGCUGAUGAUGACCAACCAAGCCUAGACUCCUUGGGUCGUCGCAGUAGCCUUUCUCGUUUGGAGCCUUCAGACCUCUCGGAAGACUCUGACUAUGACAGUAUAUGGACAGCCCAUAGUUACAGAAUGGGUUCUACAUCUCGUUCACGCAAAGAAUCUGCUCCACAAGUUUUGCUUCCAGAAGAAGAGAAAAUUAUAGUGGAAGAAACUAAAAGUAAUGGUCAGACAGUGAUAGAAGAAAAGAGUCUUGUGGAUACCGUAUAUGCAUUAAAGGAUGAAGUUCAAGAAUUAAGACAGGAUAACAAAAAGAUGAAGAAAUCUCUAGAGGAAGAACAGAGAGCCCGCAAAGACCUAGAGAAGCUGGUGAGGAAAGUCCUGAAGAACAUGAACGAUCCUGCCUGGGACGAGACCAAUCUAUAAGGGACGUCCUUAGUGUUUUCUGUCGAUGACCAGUUCUGAGGUGAAGCUGGGCACCCCUGACCCACGUCGGGGUGCACUCAGGACCACAGGGCAGGGCUGGGUGGGGCACCACCUCGCUCUCUGUACAUAGAAAAGCUGGAGCUUAUUCUGCGAAUGGAGACGAUCAAACCAUGACUGAUGAAUCCAGACAGGAGGGAUUGACUCUGAGGACCUGAGCUGCAUCAGUCCCACUCUGUGAACAUCUCAGUUACCUCAUUCUGCAAUAAGUUCAGUGACUGACUAAAAGUCUUGUUUUUCCAGACUUUGAAUUGAAUAUAUAAAUAUUAUAUAUACAUGUUUCUUGUAAAUAUCCCAUUUUGAAUGCAUACCCGUGGUGGUUCUGUCCGGGCUAAUCCCCAUGCUAGAAUGUCCUUUCCAGCUUCGUGAGUAAGAAGUCCCAUAUGCCCGCACCCACCGGAAGCAGAAGCCCGGUGGAUGCCUGGUUCGUUCCGCAGCCCCAGGGCCCCCACCGUGCUGUGACAGCACCCCCCAUGUCGGUAUUUCUGAAUAACCUUAUUUAUACCUGCAGAGAUACACGUCAGUCCCAUUCGGAAGUCUUCUCUUAAAGCAGCGUUCCGGUCCCAGACCUGCGGGGUUCCGAGGGCAGCUUGCUGGUUGACGGACUCAGUCUUGACCUCAAGGAAGGCCCAUAUGGCACCGCUGCAUCCACCGGGAGGUGUUCGCUCGUGUCCGCUGUCUGAGUACUGUGAUUCUCAGAUGGAUUCGCUGUGUUUUGGGAGAUUACACAGACGUUUCUGUGCAGGCUAGUUCAGUAACAACAAAAUACACUGUUUUGUCUUCCCUUAAAGAGAGCUCUUACUAGAACCUGUAAAUAGAAUGUAUUAUUUAUUGUAGGUCACUGCAGCUGACGAGAACAGAUGGAGGCCGUGCUCCAGACUGAUACUGAUGGGUGGAGCUUUGCGGUCAGGCCAGCCUCAUCCUGAGGUCUGCUCCACCACUGGCUGCAGCCAGCAGGCUUCAGUGCUCACCGAAAGUAAAAUCCCCUCCUUCAGCAAGCAUAAAGCAAUAUACACCCUAGGUUCCACUAAGCAACGUAGGCGUAAGCAGGGGGCGUUUCCCCCACUGUGUUCCAGUGCAGAGGAGACGGACGAAGCCUGUCCUCGCCGCGGCUUGCUGGGCCCAGGCUGGCUCUGGAAAGCCUGUGCGGUCCUGGGCGGGAACCCCACCCCGUGGGGCAGGUUUCCGUUCUGCUUCAGCAAUAAAUAAGGGUGACCACAGGGACUUUGCUUUUGGUUUCCCUUCCCGCGAAGAGGUUGGUUUUAAAGUGAGAUACACUUUUCCGUAGAACAAGUGUUCUAUCUUUAAACACCAAAAUUGCAACGCCACGGAUUACUGGUCUCAGAACAGCUCAUUUUGCAUCAGAUUUGACUUUCUGCUUUUCCGUCUGUUGGCCAAAUUGCCCUUUAACUGCACCUGAAUCCUUUGUAUACUGAUGCCUUUGAGCUGGGCACCCUGGGAGAGUGUUCUGUUACUGUUUACGGUUCUUCCUUGCCCUUGCUAAUGACAGUCUCUGGUGCCCAGCAAGCGCCCUUCCUGCUUCCUUCCCUGACUCCGGUCACGGGGUCUGCCUGGGCUCAGCACGGACCUGACCCAUGCUCGCAGAACCUGGCCUCACCUGGACUUCUCACUAGACUUGCCAGCUUCCUCAACUUAGCAGAUUACUCACUCAUGCAGGCACAAGCAAAGAUCAACACUUUCUCUUUUGGUAAGCUUGAGUUGUACAAGUUGUUUUUUGGUGAUGCGUAAGACAUUGCAGUGGGAAACCAUUCAGCUUGAGCGUAUUGGAGUUUGCUGUUGUAGCAGGUUUUAACUCAGGAACAACUCUCCUCUGAUCUCUCCGCCCUCUGCCGGGAGGCGACGUUCGCCGUCCUCUCGGAGCCGGUAGCGUCGCUGUCCGAGUCCCCAGGACGGAUCUCCUGCAGACCUGCCUUAAUGCUCAGAUCGAAGUCUUUCACAAGAAUACUUGUGUUUUUAACAGCCCUUCCCCUAGACGGUGCGGCCGCGAGGGCCUCAUGUGACUGCAUUGCCUUUUCUUUCUGUGGAUCCAGUAUCUUCCUCGGCUUUUUAGGGAGCAGGAAAAACGUGUCUGAGAGCAAGUCUUUAAAAACCCGCCCUGUUGUAUAUAACUGUAUCUGUUUCACCGUGUGACCUCCCAAGGGGGUGGGAACUUGAAAUAAACAUUUAAAGGGGCCACGAUCUGCCCGAGGGUUACUCCUUUGCUCUCACCUUGUAUGGAUGAGGAGAUGAAGCCAUUCUUAUCCUGUAGAUGUGAAGCACUUUCAGUUUUCAGCGAUGUUGGAAUGUAGCAUCCGAAGCUCGUUCCUUCACACUCAGUAGCGUCUGUGCUUGUCCACAUGCGCUGGGCGCCUGGGACCUUGAAUGCCUGCCCUGGUUGUGUGGACUCCUUAAUGCCAAUCAUUUUUUCACUUCUCUGGGGCCCCAGGGCGCCCGUUGA
This is a messenger RNA of Chlorocebus sabaeus (green monkey), 11185 nucleotides long. The record is from RefSeq and is a predicted model, not a curated record. Lineage: Eukaryota; Metazoa; Chordata; Mammalia; Primates; Cercopithecidae.